AUGAGUUGGAACAAAAUGGCGGACCUCAACAGUGAAGAUAUCGUUCCUCGAGAGCCCAGCUUAGCUGUCUUUUCACGGGCAGACUUCAUGAAAGAAUCUUUUAGCGUGGAUAGCUUUGUUGGGAGUUGCAAAGGGAGUGUCCCUUUGGAUACGCUAAAAACAAACUUAGACGAUUAUUUGAAAGCUUUGAAACAUGCUCUAAUUGAGCUGAUCAAUGAAGAUUACGCUGACUUUGUUAACUUAUCUACUAAUCUGGUAGGUGUUUCCAUUACUAAAUUAUUAUCACCACAUGUUAAAAAAGAUGCUAACAUAUGGCUCUGUAAAGUUGGAAAAUUUGAUCAUUUCUGUUGACAUGGUUUCACUUUAACUAUUGAGUAAAAUUAAUGUAUUUCACUUUAGGUAGGAAUGGACAAAAACAUUUCCAGCUUGUCAGUUCCUCUGGGGCAACUUAAAGAGGAAGUACUGGUAAAUACAGUGUAUAUUAUUCAUUGCCUUUUUAUAAUAAGACACCUCACAUACCUCUGCUAAAAAAGAGUUCACUUGACCAUGAGGAAUUUACAAAUUUUCGUCCCUUUUCCAAUUUGAAGUUCGUCUCUAAAGUGAUUGGAAAGGUUGUAGCAGCUCAGGUUAAUAACUAUCUUCACCAUAACGACUUGCAUGAGACUUUUCAAUCAGCUUAUAAAAAAUAUCAUUGAUAGCAGCAAAUCAUCAAAACACGAUCUUCAUUUAAUAGAGUUCCCCAGGGAUAUGUGCUGGUUCCCUUGCUUUUUCUACUUUACACCUCUCCCCUAGCUGAUAUUAUUCAUAAACAUAUUGUUAGUUUUAAUUUUUAUGCCGACGAUAGUCAGAUUUACUUGACUUUUAAUUCCUUGGUUGAAAACACUCUUUUUGCAAAAGAGAGGAUUGAGAGCUGUAUUCAUGUAUGCUCAAAUUAAAUUGUGACAAAACGUAGUGGGAGUCCUACAUUACUCAGUUUGUAAUUGUCGAUGGAAUGAAUCAAUGGAACAAUGAGCAGAAAGGGAACUAUCUUGCGAUGAGCCUAAGGGGGCCUGCCUUAACUCUUCUAGGAAACCUUUCCCCAAACACCCCGCAAGAUUUCAAGGAGCUAGUUGCAGCUCUUGAGAGCAGAUUCGGAUCAGCGCACUCAGUAAGAACUUCAUUGCUCUAAAUUUAAGAGUAGGGUGAGACACCCCUAAAGAGUCUUUACAAGAACUUGCCGAGGAGUUAGAUUGCUUGGUAAGGCUAGCUUACCCUCGCGCCCCAGAGGAGAUGAAGGACCUACAGUAUAUUGAUAAAGGAACAAUUCAUUGACACUAUCCUGGAUGGAGAUGGAGUAGGCCCUAGUCCCUCCAGGCUGCUCUGACAUUAGCUAUGGAGCUGGCAUUUUAUUGACUAGCCUCCCUCCAAAGGGAAUUUCAAGUAAUAUAUCAAGCAUGAGAUGCAGUGUAUCAUCACCAGAUGAAACAGCAAGAGCAGAGUUGAAAAUACAACGCACAGCAGAAUAUUUUUGACGAACUUCGAGGUGUUUCAUCUGAUGAUGAAACUCUGUGUUGAAUGCUGGAUAUUACUUCUCAACAAAAUGAUUUCAGAGGGAGAAAUUAAGGAUGCAAAAUGAGCAGUUUUUAUCUGAUUUCCAAACACUCAUUAAACAUUAAUUUCCCUUGUUUUUUCUUUAUGAAUUAUUAAUGAGUUUGCAAAAUUCAAAGCAUGUAUUGUGGUACAUCAGAAGAGAGUUCAACUGAUGAGCCUGGUUGCGGGAAAUCCCGAGAGGAUGAUGUACUUGCACAAGUUAAAGGACUGCUCACUGAAGGGGCAUCUUCCCAAAGUUUUGGGCUGCCACAAUGCUGGGCAUGUGGAAAAAGGGGUCACCUGAAACAAGAUUGUUGGAAGGUUGGAAGAUACGAGAGAUAUGCAGAACCAGAACCUCUCCCAACCUCAUUUAAACUAGUAUAUAGGACAGGCAGAACUUGAGGGGGAAACACUGGCCCAUCAAACAAUCAGUACAACCCCACAAGUGUUGUUGAUGGCUAGAUGAUUGUCUUAUAAUAAUAAUAAUAGUAAUAAUAAUAAUGAUAAUGAUAAUAAUAAUAAUAAUAAACUUUAUUUCUAUAACAUCUAUAUCACUAGCUGUUCUUGGCACUUUACAUCAUUACAAAAAAAGUGUUAAGAUGCAAAUAAAUUGCAACAAUAGGAAUAAAAAUCAUGGUAGUAAUAAUGAUCUCAGAAAUAACAAAUAACUGUCCAAGCACACAAAUAUAUCUAUAACUCAAAAAAUCUAACAACUACAUAUAUAAGUAUGAAAAUAAAAAUAAAAAUCUAUUUACAAAUUAAGGAAAAGCUUGGUGAAAUAAAUAUGGCUUUAAGGUUUUUUGCAAGGUAUUCAAGGAAUUGGCAUUUCUUAAAGAUGCUGGUAUGCUGUUCCAUAAUUUAGGUCCUAUAAUAGAAAAUCUUCGAUCACCAUAAGAUAAGUGCAAAUUGGAUAUAUAACUUGGUGAAAAUCCAUUGAUAGCCUUAUAUACCAACAAUAAGGUUUCAUAAAUAAUAUGGUAUUCAACAGGCAACCAAUGUAAGUCUGUUAAGCUGGGUAUUACAUGUUCAUACCUCCUGGUGAUUGUUACGAUAUGUGCUGCUCUAUUCUGAACUAGCUGUAGGCAGUUUAAGAGAACUUUAGGUAAUCCAUAUAGAAUUGAUUUACAGUAAUCCAAGUUGGUAGUCACGAAAGCAUGUUGAAUAAUUGCUUCUGUAGAUUCACGAUCCAGAUAUGUUCUUAUCAUACUAAUAUUAGUUAAAUGGAAAUGAUAUGUCUUGCAAAUCUUUUUAAUCUGGUCUUCCAUAUCAGCACUGGGAUCAAGUAUCACUCCAAGAUAACAAACAGAAGAGGAUGGUUGAAUAGUUUCACGCCCAACAAAUGAAGGACUGGGCCGAUAACGUGAACUGAGUAGAAGCAGCUCGGUUUUUUAUAAGGAGGGCAGUUUUACCAUAAACGGUGACAUUAAAGUAGUGAUAUGUCCUAUGGUCAUUGACACAGGCACCAACAUCACAGUAGUUCGCCCAGACGUGUAAAGAAAGCCGACACUCUCUCAUCUGUGAGCCACUAACAGGGUAUUCGAAAAUGCAACAGGAGAAAUGGCAGAAGUAUGUGGAAAACUGAGGCUUUGGGUCAGGAUUGGAGGGACCCAAGUCUCGCACGAAGUGCUAGUUACAAAUAUUUCCGACAGGCUUAUACUGGGCCUAGACUUCCUGAUGGCUCAUGGCUGUACUGUCGAUGCAGGAGCAGGAAGCCUAUGAAUUGGAGCAGAAGAGGUUCCCCUUCGUAAGCCUUAAACCAGCGAACUAGCCCUCUGCUAUCAAGUGACAGCAGUUGAGGACAAACUGGUCUUACCUCACAGCAAGGCCAUUUUUGUUUUGUUUCCUUUGGAUUGUCUUGUUUAUACAUCAGUAGCUUUAGUUAUUCUUUUUUUUUUGUUUUGUUUUUUAAUUAACGAGGGAUCCACUGUAAUUGGUUUGGCUGUAGUGGUCUCCCUGCCUAAUUAUUUUUAUGUAUUCGUGUAUAAAGAUUGUAUUCUAGUUAGGCGAAGCUAAAUAAAUAAAUUGUGGUGGCCAAGAUUAUGGACAACCCCAUUUACGAACUGUGGGGAACAAUGGGCCCAUCAAUGUCUACUAUAUAUGCUCCCACCCAAUGUGAUGGGAAGGGCCGCUUGUCGUGGUAGAUGUAAAUGAUGUUGUGUACAGGAUCCAGUGAGGUCCACAGGCAAAGCCUACAGCAAGGUGGUACACAGGGGCAGGCGUUGCAUGCACCUUGGCAAGGCUCAUGCCGAUUUGUUCAAGGAACCUUGUUCUGGAGGACCGGAUGAGGGGAUGCCUGAGGAAACACCGAUGGAGUGGGGUAUCUUAGCAAGUGAUGUCAACAACAAUGCACUACCCCACCAUUGCAAGAGGCAAAGAGAAAUACCCUCAGAUUCAGAGGAAACUGUUCUUAGGCCAGUGAUUCCCUUGAUGUCCAGGUGGAAACCCCAGCAUCACAGCAGCACCAGGAGGGAUCCAGGCAUCCUCAGAGGAGCAGAAGUACUCCCUGGAGAUACAAAGACUUUGUUAUGAGUUAAAACACUUACACUUAGCUUAAUCUGAAGUUAUAACAUUUGUUUCCUGAACGAUCGAACAGUUUAGAAACUUAUGUUUGUUGCUGUUUUAAAUCACUAUUACUCGUAAUGAAUAAUGGCGUCUUGAAGGGGGGUGGGGGGGGGGGGGGGGUAAAGGGAAUUUGCAGGCCAUAGGGUAUUGGGUUGUGGCAGGCUGUUUUCCUAAUAUGAUUUUGCCUUUUUUGGGCAUUUGAGAGGUGAAAAAUUUUUGGUGUUGGUUUUUUAAAGUGGGUUGUAGUGGUAGUGUAUGGGGGGGUCUGGAGGGGGGGGGGGGGGGGGGGGGGUGUAACAGGUAAUUGCAUGCCAUAGCGUAUUGUGAUGCUGCAUGCUGUGUUCCUAAUAUGAUUCUGCCAUAUUUGGGCAUGUGAGAGCGUGAAAAUGAUUCAGGCUAGUGUGCAACAGGGUGAUUUGAUCAGAUUAAAAACAGUGAAAACUUGUCAUUACCACUGUAUGUUUUAUUUGCUGAACCUGCAGAGUGUAACAAUAUUUUUUAACUUUUUGUCUGAUUUUUAUCAUAAUUUGUAUAUUGUUUUAUUUUUUUUUCUUGGUUUUUAAAUCAAUUAUUGUUAAGUGCCAUUGGACUUGUGGAAAUCAUUAGAUAUUAACAAUAAUAAUAAGAAGAAUAAUGAUAAACUAAUGAAUGUGAAUUGCUGAAGUUACCAUUUUGGAACUUGAACAGAGAAAGGAAUUUUAAAAACUGCAUCAUUGAUCUUUAUUCUCUUUUCAGCUCAUUAAAUCUGACCUAGAUGGAACCAUUGGAGCAAUUGAAGACAAGCUGGAUGAAAGAGCACUUUUGAGACAAAAAAAGGUACUGAAAUUUAGAGAACUAAAUUUAGAGAAGAUGAUAAUUUAAAUCACCCAUACUGAAAUGUAAAGAUGAAAAAUUUCUGUUACAUGUAAUAUAAUAAAUUAGUAAGCAUCUGAAUCAGUGAUAACUAUCUUUUUUUAUUAUUAUUAUUAUUUUAGGUGUUGCAUCUUUUAAUUAAAAAAUAAAGAAGCCUUGACUGUGCUCUGUUUUGUUGUACAGUAAAGCAUGUAGGAAGCUGCUAGAGCACAAAAGAAGUGUAGAGGAAACAAGAUGUAAUCAUAAACAGAAUGAAAAUUUAUUGAAAGUGAAACAAGGCAUGAAAGACUGGGUAGAGGGGCUGUUUGCCAUUUAUGUUUCUAUAAUUUCAAUUUUUCUUUCUUUAAAACAUUCCUAAUGCUUUAACAUUAACACAGGUAGAACAGGUAUUCAAGAGUGCAACUUCAUCUUGCACAUUAACAAACCCAAAACAAGAUAUCAAAAUUUAAUAUUGUCCUUGCCUUAACACCUUGCUACUUAUUUUGUCAACUUAAUAACAAAAAAAAUUAAAUUGUAUGGUCUUGUAUGGGCUUGCAUUUUUUUUAACUCUUGAUAAUUUGUAUUAUUUAAAUUAUGCUGACAUCAUUCCACUGCAGGUGACAUAUUUCUGUUGAAGGUGAUCAUCUAUUAUCUUGUUACUCCUUUUUCUAAUCCAUUUUAAUGGCAAAGUGUGAUAGUUUUAUCCAAGGGCCAUUAGCAUUGGUAUUUCAUUAUGAAUGAUCUCUUUUGAUUGUUUGCUCUAGCUGUGUAUGCAGCAUUUGUUAAACAUCACAAAGUCCCUGGAAAAGAUUGAAAGACUUUUACAAGGAUCAAAGAUCACUCAAGAUGUCUCUUCUAAAGACCCUGAUGGGUGAGGACUUGUGCUUUAAUGCACUGUACCAGCUACAGUUGUACCUUUCUAAAUUUCCUUGCUCUUGUUUUGGUUGAAUUUUAUGAGUCGUACAGUAUUUCACCAUGGAAGCAAGGACAGUAUGGCAUGGAUUGCCAAAUGCACCAUCUAUCUACAUUUCUUUUGUAAUAGCCAAACAAUUGUACAGUAAUCAUGGCCAUUGAGUUUAGUUAUGUUAUUAAGUGCUUUUGUUGUUGUUGUUGUUCCAGUGAAGAUGACUCUCAACUGAUUGAGCGAGUGGCCAGUGAAUUUAAUCAACUGCAGUUUUAUGUGACACAGAGUCAAGGCCAUCCACUUGUGGAGAGCAUUAGAGGAGUAAGUUACUUAGCUAGGGUACUGUUUUAAUAACCUUUUUUUACUGCAAAAGCAGUCAGUUUGUUACAAGUAGUUAUGGUACAUGUCAGUCCUGCAAUUGAGAUUUUGUGAAAAAGCAUGGGCCCAGUGUAGAACCAGUGAGUCCUAGUUCAAAAAACACAACGCGUCCUAAAUUGACAAUGCUUGGACCUUUAUGUAACCAGACAGUUCAUUUGAAGACAGACAUCAAACCUCUUUAUCACAGUUAACUGAAAUUAAAAUAAUAGUCCUUCUAUUGAAACAACAAAAAUAAGGGUACUAAAUUAAAAGAAAUAUGCAUUGUUAAACAACAGCCACAAUAACAGCCACAAAAAUGACUUAAACAGGUUAUUCUACAAAUCAAUCUUUGUGUCCUACAGGAUGCAUGCCAUGAGUUAUAUUGUGUUUUGGGGGAUUUUUUUGCAUCAUGAACACAGGAUGCAGAUUACUUUUAUUGUAUUAUUGGAGAAUACCAUGAAUUAUGAAUGGAACUGUUUGAAGAAAAUCACUUUAAACAGUACCUGUUAAUUUUCUGUAACUAUGCAACAGUUUUUCUAAUGCUUGAGAGACAAAAAGUAUGUAGAAACUUACCAGAAUGCUGCAUUUUCAUGACUUGUGAUGAUUCUAUAACAGCGAAUAGCAGUUAUAACAAGCACUCUUCAAAAGAAGUUGGAAGCAGCCUUUCAGGAAGGACUUCAGACAGGAGAGCUUAAUCUGCUUUCACGAGUCCUAAGAACCUAUGCCAUUAUAGACAAGACAAAGGAUGCAGAAAUACUGUUUAGGGAAGUCAUUGUCAAACCUUAUAUGAGUGAGGUAGGUUAUCAUUAGUUAAGGAAUGCUACUGAGUAUCUUGUCUGCACCAAUGCCUUAAUUUGCUGAUGGUACCAAACAUAAUCCAUACAUACACUGUUUAUAGGUAGCCAUUGCAACACCUGAAGGAGGAUCACAAGGUUAUCCCUUCAUUAAGAUCUCACCCAGCCCAGAAAAGGUGGCCACACUACCAGGGUCCAUGUCCCCUAAAGAAAAAACAUUAUUAAAAAACAAUUAAUCAGUAUUUACCCAGCUCUGUUGUUAGAAAUGUCAAAGUUUGUUAUUGCAUAAGCCCCACAAAUCAAAUAACAGCAGCUUGGCCUAAUGUGGAAAAUCAGUAGCUGUCAAUGAAAUUCAGUGUAUAACACCCGAGCCACUUUUAUUGUCACAUUAAAAAUAAAUAAAAGUGUCAGUAAUAUUAUUGUAUUUGUUGUAGUUUAAUUUUUAUCAGUAACUUGGUUUAAAUUUCAUUUUCUUUUGUUUUUAACUCAUUAUUGUACAUUAUCAUUCCCCAAAACCGAAGAGAAUAAAAUUUAAACCAUGAAAGGAUAAAACUGAACCACAACAUAUUGAUCUGACAAAACAGAUAUUAUUCAUAUUAUGAAGCGACUUGUAUUUAUCUGUGUUGAUAAUAAUAUCCCCAGGUGAUUAACGAGAAAACGUUGACAGCUGAUUCAUCACAGGGUCUAUGUGAUGUGUACAACAAAAUUCUUGAGUUUGUCCCACGCCACUGUACACAGAUGAUCAACAUAACAUCUGGCAGGUUUGUUGCCAGUGACUUGGAAAUGUUUGGUGAACACAGAGCUGGGAUCAGAGGGUUUGACUUUGUAGUAAAUGCUGUGUGGCCUGAGGCUAUCAGUCUUAUUGAGGCACGGCUUGGAUCAAUAUUUGCCCCAGGAAACCCAGACUCCUUUCAUCAGGUUUGUUUUUAAACUGUUGACAGAAUUGAAGAAAUCUCAGUCAUAAAAUAAUCACAUUUUUUGCUUGUAAAAUUCCCUUCAGAGAGCUCUGGUAUGUUUAUGUAUGGGUUAUUUAAGCAUAGCCACAAAGUCCAUUCUGAUGUUGACAGUUUUGAUGAUUGUCACUCAGCUGUCUUCAUAAAAAUCAAGAACAUCAAAAGCUGCCAGAAAGAACCCUCAGUAUGCUCCUGUCUGCUCAAUCAUCCACCCCUCCCACCUGGUUGGGGGAGGGGGGGGGUGGAGAUUGCUUGGGUCCAUGUAGGAGAUAGCUGGUAUACUUCACUAUUCAUAGUAGGAGUGUUUGCUCUCUGAUUUGUAUGCUUUUCUUGAUCCACCUUGUGAAAAUAUUGCUUUCUUUCUCAACUAUUUCACUUGCCUCCCAAUCAAUAAUACGAGUAUUCUGGCACACAUGGUGUGUUAUAGAUUAUAGCGGAGCUUUCGCACAUGCAAAGCAUGUGCAGCAGAGCACCUUGUCCUUGGCUAAAUUAUCUAUAUAUGUUAUGAUACUUAUUGGCAGAAAUUCUGCUCGUGCAACUUGUGAAAUUCUUUUCUCCCUCCUUUCUAUAUUCUGUGGCCAUUAUAUAUCCUGACUCGAAAGUGUCUGCCCAGCUGUUUUCCCAAAGUACACAGCUCUUUGCAGUUUUGUACACCACACCUCCUGUUUUUGCUUUAUAUCAGUUUACACCAAAUAUAGAAGAGUUGCCAAAAUUGUUUAAACCUCAAACCACCCCCAGAUGGACAAAUUAAGGCUUAGUUGACCCGAAGGAAAAAAAUUGAUGAGCACAAAAGGCAGCUGUUUUGUAUAAAAUUCUAUGCAAACAACUGUAAGAGGACCCAAGUGAUCUCCAACCCAAACCAGGGGAAGAGGGCUUCAACAGAGUGAUUUUGCACAAUUUACCCUGGCUUACGGGAGCCUAUUGAGGGUUCCUGAUUCCUUUUAACGGUCAUCAUAACUGUCUUGUGUAUUCUUUGGCUACUGGUUUGUUUAAAGAACCUACCAAUUUAUUGAUUUGUGGACUAAUUCAGCUUUGGUACAUGUAUGUUUUUGUGCAUUGCAAGGAUUUUAAUUUCUACAUGUUACUUGGCUUUGCUGAAAGUGAAUCUUAUCUGUUGUAAGUUUUACCUAACCACUUAGUUGUAGAUCUACAAAAUUUUAAUCUUACAAAGUUUAAACUUAGAUUUAUUUCUUCUUACAGAAAUAUAUGACCACAGUAUGGUUCAUUAACAAGUUUGAAGGUAUUUGUGGUUCAAAGGCAAGUGUACAGCGACUGAGGUCACAUCCAAGUUUCACUGCUUUUAUGGCAAGAUGGAGUUUACCUGUUUACUUUCAAAUCAGGUACCAAAAUCUCUGUAGCAUUUACUCUUAAACCAAUUUUUUUUUAGUCCAGAAAGAAAUAUGAUUGGAGCACAUGUUUUCCCAUUGGCUGUGUGCCACUUUCUAAAACAUAAAUGGCUCCAAUCUUUCACACAGUCAAACAUGGGCAGGGAUAUUUUGCAGAAUGCUGAAUGCAGAACACCAAAUGCUGAACGCCAAAUGACUCUGAAGUUUAGUGAUUAGGGUUAGGAAACAGAGUGAAUCAAGUUUCAGGUCUGAUUUCCCAGUAUAACGACCCUAAGGCCCGGUUCAAACGUCGAAUUCCACAUGUGCCGAACUUAACGCGAGAGUUAAAUGCAUGUGAAGUGCGACGUUUGAAUCAAUUAAAUUUGACUGUUUAAAUUAAAUGUAAUGUUUGCCAUAUCUGCGACUGAAACAGUCGAAGAUUCGACUUAGGUUCGACUUUUGAUUCAAAUGUCGCAUUUCACAUGUGCCGAACUUAAUGAAUGAAUUUUAGUAAAUUAUUAUUAUAUUACUGGGAAUAUUGACAGCGAAGAGAGUUAAAUUCGACAGAGUUCAGCGAGUUAAAUUCGAUGUUUGAAUCAAAUGCCGUAUUUAACUAUUUUAAACUAAAAUAGCAAUUAAAUUCGGCACAUGUGAAAUCCGACGUUUGAACUGAGCCUAAAUGGAAUCUGAUUCACUCAGUUUCCUAAACCUACUCACUAAACUUCAGAGUCACUUGGCAUUCUGCAUUCAGUGUUUGGCGAAAGCAGAACGUCGAGUUACUCUGAAGUUUAGUCAUUAGGCAAGGUUAGGAAACUGCGUGAAUCAGGCUUCAGUUCUGUUUUCCCAGUUUAAUGACCUUAAAUGGAACCUGACAAACUCAGAGACUUUCGGCAUAUUCAACGUUCUGUGUUAUGCAAAAUACCCCUGCCAGUCAAACAUACUAAUAACUUCCUGCUUGGGUUGCUGAAGGAUUUAUUAUGUGUGACUGUUUUCUUCCACGGGUGCCUUGGGCUGUUAAACUAGGAGAAAUAGAAUAGGCAUGAGUCCAUUUUUAUGGAUUAAGAUUCUUUGUAAUACACUAGAGUGUAUUGUGAAAGCAAAUAAUAGUAGCUUUCUCAUCAAUAAAUAAAAUCUAUUUAUUGAUUAAAGUACUUAAUGUAUUACUGUGAAGAAAUCACAGGACAACAGCACUUACUUACCAGAAGGUUUUAUGAUUGUUACAGAUUUCAGGAAAUGGCCAGUAAGUUUGAAAAUGCUUUACAGGAACCUCAUGGAAUUGCCCAGCAAGGUAAUGAGGUCUGGCAAAUGAAUUGUCAUGCUAUAAGUUCAGUUCAGUUAUGUUCAGUUCACAGGGUUCGCACAGUCUUGAAAAGUCCUUGAAUUUUAGGGGACGUCCUUGAAAAGUCCUUGAAUUCCAUUUUCACUUGAAAAGUCGUUAAAUUUCUGUGCAAGUCCUUGAAAAGUCCUUGAACUUUCUUUAACUUUGAAUGUAGUGGCCUGGAAAGUAUUAUUUGAUGCCUUUUGGUUGUAGAAGGUAGAAUAUAAAUCAUAGCUCAGGGAAUUAAAGGUUAUUUACAUAAAGUGCCCUAUGUUUCAUACAAUAAGUAACUAUCAAUUCAGGACAAGUGAACUGAAAACUGUUGACAAGUUCAAGCGACUGGGAGUGUACAGUGUUGUAGGUGGUCCUUGAAAAGUCCUUGAAAAAUGGUUGCAAUUUUUUGUAUGAACCAUGGUUCAGUUUAAUUCAGUUUAUUGUUUUGCCAUAAGUAUGAACAAAAAACAAGAAAAUUUAAAUACUUAAAAAGCCAAUGGCGAGGAAGCGCAAUGAAAGUCACCGGGCUUGUAAGGAAUGAGCUCCCUCAGUUAAAUUAUUACAACCAAAUAUCAACAGAAUUAUACAUGCCAAAAUCAAUGGCAUAAAAAAGGAAAGGAAAAAACUGAAAAUGAAAAGUAGAAGUAAAGUAAAAAAAGAAUAUUUUUGAUAAUUAAGAGGAAUGCGUUCAGCCUAUAGCAAAAGGAGGCGGUACUUGUUGCAUUUCGGAUUUCAAAACUAAGAGGGUUAAACGUGCAUCAAGGUGCUUUCCAUCUGGUGUUAUGUAGGUUUACUUUCUGCUAUCUUGGUAUCAUUAUGAUUGUUUGACUUUGUAUUUUCCCUGUACAGACUCGCCACAGCUGUUCUUGACGUCAGCUGUUAGCGCGUUGUGGUUUUGUAUUGAGAGAUGCUGGCAAGAUUCUGUGUAUAUUCAGGCCCUCUGUCACAGGUUCUGGAAAUUAACUCUUCAGGUAUAAAGAAUCCUUUUCUUCUGAAAUAUUUUGUAUGUAACUUGUAUAAAACUGGUAUGACUUUCUGUUAUAACACACACAUUUUCCAUCUGGUAAAUAAAGAUACUUUGCCCCAUGUAAGGUAGGACUCAGGAUUCUGGAUUCCGGAAAUUUUGCCCUAGGCAUUUGAAAUCCUGCUAGUGAUUGAAAUCUGGAAUCCAAGUUCCACUGCUAAGGAACCUGAAAUGGAGUACCUGGAAUCAGGAAUCCGUAGCAUGGAUUCCAGAAUCCAGGACUAUCUCGUUAGUAUUUUCAACAUUUGCUUUACAACCUCAUGUCCAUCAUAGUUUUCUAUCUAAAAAGUUGCAUUAUUUAUUGUGUUCAUUUUGUAGCUUCUGUCAAGAUUAUUCGUUUGGAUUAAAGUUGAUGUGUCCUCUACAAGGCAAACUGGUGUAUGUAUCUGCUUUUUACUUGAAGGACCUUUUUUAUAUUUUCAUUCAUGCUCGUCUUUCACAGUUGAUCUUGGCCCAUGUUCUAUAUUUGCUUUUUUGUAAAUUUGUUAAGCUAUAUGAUUGAAUGUUGCAGGUCAGCGAAGGAACUGACGAUGCAGCUACAUCUUAUUUGGUUCACUUACUUAGUGACUUGAACACACUCUUGAAAAAAGUAAGCUUUGACGUUCGUCAUCAGGGAGACAAUAGUUGUGGAUACAUCGAGCCAUUAUCCUACAGGAUAGGGCCUGUUGGUUUGGGGAAAAUUUAACGCUGUAUUUUGAUCUAAAUCUUCCACGGGACAUAAACCUUAAAACUUUAUAUCGAAAAAAAUGCACCAUCCGCGGAUAUUGCUGGAAAUAAACCGAGUAUGACCAAUUUAAUCACGCUAUGUAAAAUAGCAUUAUGAAUGUGCUGCGGAAAAUUGCUAUUCCCGGAUGUUUGUAGGAGACUGUGAGCAAACGUUCUCUUUUUCUCCCACCACUCCCUCCUGUGAGCCUGUCCCCACUGGUACCGGCUUGCUCACAGAGACAUGUGUAACCAUAACUAAACCUGGAUGCCAGUAUGUUUCUCUCUCUUCUUACACAAUUUUAGCUGUUACCCUGGCAACAAGUUUGACGUCAGUCUCUUUACUUAUUGUUUACUUUAUGGGGAUUAUAAAUAAAAAAUCUGUGGUGAGGGAACAUUAGCUUAGUAUCAGGCGUGAGAAGAGAGAAGCGUUCGAGACAGCAGACGAAGAGGAACUUCCUCCCUUUCUUUCACCGUCUCCACUUCGUCCUUUAAAAUCUCCCCUCGCCCUAAAGGAAGUUCCAGUGCUCAUGCAGCUUAAGGCACUUCGACUGAACACCUUGCAUGCAUGCCUUUUAGCGUGGUUAUCGCCACUGCGAUGUAUUUAUUUUUAAGUACGUUGUUUUACAAGGGAAGAAAGAAAUAACAACAAGAACAUUGAUUAUUUCUAGUGCGCCUUUUCUAUAUGAAUAAUCAAAAGCGAAUUGUAACGACUGCAGUGAAUAUAUCGGUACUAAAAUAUUCAUUUACUGUUGGGGCGUUCAGAUGCCCUUAGAGAGGAGCGGCGCGGAUGAUCUCUCUCCCCCACCACCACCAAAACAAGACGCUCCCUCAUGGUUUUUCAUCUUUUUUUUUUGUCUACUCCGUCCUUGCACACACAAAAAAAACAUUAGUAAGUAUGCAAGUAAGAUCCCCAGGUCUCAUCCGGACUCAAAACCUCAAGAUCUUGUUUUUGUGUUAAAACUACAUUGUCAUAAGCUUUUUUUUUUCUGAAUUGUUUAGGUUCCCGAGUUCUUCAGACAGGACAUCCUUCCAAAACUACGUCAAACAAACAUUCAAGAUACAGAGCUACUCUCCGGUAGGUUUAACUGUGUUAGUAAAUUAGAACACGUGGCUUUCAGUGUUGUUCAUUUUUGUUUAAACCCGUGGUUCAUUGAAUAUCUCUAAUAGAGGCUAUUCUGGAGAGCUGUGGGGCCGUUCAACAGCUGGUGCCAGGAUUAGAAGGGCAGAUUGUGAGCCAAGUUGUUAAUCGAGCCUCUCAAGGACUGGAAGCUGCCAAGAAUAUUCCCAGGCUAUACCGCCGAACGAACAAAGAGGUAUGCUAAUCUUAUAUACUACUAACUAGUUUGGUUACUUUGAGAUAACUGGAUAGGAAGGCCUUAAGACAGCAGGAAAGGAUUUUAAAAUUAUUAGCAAUCGGGUUUUAAAAUGUGUUUUUGAAUGCCGUGGCAGCUUUAAGGUUUUAAUUAGCUUGCGAACGGCAGACGUUUCUCCUCGCUCAUCGCCGCUGAGCGAGGAGAAACGUCUGCCGUUCGCAGGCUAGGUUUUAAUGACAUAGCAUCCAACAUGUGUAAGAUGUUUUAACCGGCAGAUGUGUUACUGAGUUAAUCAUUUUACAGGCUCCAAGCAAAGCUUCACCUUUUGUGAGCAGCGUACUGAAACCUGUCCGAGACUUUCUGGAACAUCACCAAUCUCUCGUCAGUCAGCAACAACGCCAGGCCUGGGCAGCAGCUAUCCUCCAAUCACUGUUUUUGAAGUACGUUUAUAUAAAUCAGUAAAGAAGUAGAAAAUAGCGGCAAUUUGGUUUUAGUAUGAGGAGCUGGUGUAAAAGACGCACAUUUUUCCCUUCUCGGGGAAACGCCAGUUUUUGCGCUUGCCUCAAGCGACCUCAGUCUGGUAGGAGCGGCAAGAAAAGAUACGGUGGCGGGAAAGGAGAUCCGGAGGAAAUGGGUAUAUUUCGUGAGCGCGUAGCCUCUCUUAUCUACCAAUUGAUCUAGUUUGAUGUUUCUCGUCGCAACACAUUGAUGUCAUCCUUCGAGCUAGCACUCUACUAUCAUCUUGCACCGUUCAGAAAUACCAGGGUAUAUUUUCACGUUUUAAUCUGAAGAUAUCUUCUGCACAAGUUGUCGAAACGCCAGUCGCUGUGAACGACAUUCCCAUUGGAGACUACACUCACCCGGAUGAUCAUUUCCCAUCUGCUUAUGACACGAUUCCUGGGGUUCAAACUAUUCACGGUGUUUUUAUUGUCUCUUAGGUACCACAACAUCACAGGCGAUGUAUUGACGUCCAUUAAACGGACUGAAGACAGUUUAAUGCGUCUUAAACGAUCAAGAAAACAGCAGGGAACUGGCACAGGUGGUCAAACCACAAACCAGGAACCGGGUCAAUCUGCUAUGAGCGAUGAUGACAAGAUUCGACUCCAAUUUACUCUUGAUACAGAAGAGUUUGGACGAGUGGUAAGACACAGAUACCUUUUGUUAAAUAUGUUUGCAUUUUGGUAUGUUCGGUGGGAGAAUUUUGGUGAUUUCUCCUUUUUUUUAUUUUCAUCUCAGAUUGAAGAGCUGGGAGUUGAGGAAAAUCGAACCCCUGCUUACAGCGAGUUGGUGAACACAGUAAAAGCCGCUCGUACAUCUAACUCAGGCGCUAACUGAAUAAGUAAUGUGAUUGCAUUGUGAUGAUAAAAAAGACUGGAGUUGGAACGGCAUAGUGGUGUUUCCGCUUCUCGUUAAACACAAUCCGUGAACAAACGCGGAUCGGCAAGACUAGUGCCUUUCAGGAACGUCGGGCUACAGCAGUGAAAAUGUCACCAUUAAAAUGUAUUAUUGUUGUUGUUUUUUUUUUAACUUGACGGCGAUUAUUUUUAUUCCAACUCGUUCAAAUUGGUGCAAAAAUGUCGGUGAAUUCACCUGGUCCUAGUUGUUCAAAAGGUGGAUAGCACUAUCCACCGGAUAAGUCUCUAUCCACUGGAGAGCGCAGUAGGUUUUCCUAAUAUUUAUCCACUGGAUAGUGAUUUAUCCGGUGGAUAGCGCUAUCCAGCUUUUGAACAACUGGGGCCUCGAGUGGAAUUCUUAAGGACUGUGACCAAGUUCAGAGAGACAGAGAAAGAAAAAUUCGUCGUCGUGUGUCUACGUCCUUUAUUAAGCGUCGCAUGGGGAACGUGUAGUAACGGCAAAGAAAUUUAUUCGGAAAAGUGGAUUGCACGUGCAGAGUUGUUCUUUUUCUCGUAAAACCUUUUCUUUUUUAUGAGGUCCCGUCCACAGGCAUCAGGCCAGAUAUCAGUCUUUGAAACCGCAUUUAUAUUUUUUUUAUCAGCUCACCGAAACCUCUCUCCAGAGUGGUAUUUAGGGAUCCGACGGAAUUGCGAGUUGGUGUAAACGAUUGAAACCGGAUUAUUGCGGUCAGUUCAGCCAGCUGCCCGAAUUCGUGUGUACGGGGCCUGUCGUUCUCGUUGCUGUUUCCUGGCUGCUGAAGGUUCUAGCCUGUUCAUAGACCUUCUCAGCUUUAGGGGGUCGAGCGCACGCGUAAGAAAAUAUCAUCCUCGUGGGAUUUCACUUUUUGGUCACUAACGCAAGUAAGAGUGAUUGUGUAAAAGAGAAAACUUCGCGCUUCGCAAUUUUCUUGAAGAAAAGGAAAAAACUUUUGUGUACAGGCUGCUUCCCCUCCACAGUUGCCUGAACUCUCUAAGGAAGAAUUUUGCCGACGCAAUUGCUUGCUGCCAAAAUUAAAUUUCAAGGAUAGUUUUCAAGGAGAGCUUCAGUGUAAAUAAUUUUCUUGGAUUCUGGGCCUUAAAAAGUUUAUUAUUAACUAUUAUUAUUUGUUAUUUAAUAAAGUGAAAAACGUUUCUAGUAUAAAAAUAGAUUUAUUCCAUGAAAUGGAAAAUGUAUAUAAUGAGUCAAUCCAUAGAUGCAUCUAGGUCUGUAUCAUUAUUAACGUGAAAUGAAUCUACCCAUGUUUAAUGAAAAAUAAAAAUAACUAAAGAUUAUUGUGCUUCAUUCUUCCAUUCUUCAGUAGCGCAUAUGGUACGUUACUGCUAGAGCGAUAAUAAAGUCCGGGAUGAAUGAAAUGUUAGUAGAAAUUGCGCUCUACAUAAAAACCCUCCAGUUCAACAGCACAGAGCUUCAUGUCUGUUGAACGUAAUAGAUUUCCAUUAGCUCCAAAACUAGGUUGCCUGCGAAUUUAAUCAGUAGAUUUCGCAAAAAUAAAUGUACUUUAUCAACUCAGUUAAGUGUAAUAAAUUUGCCACCCUGAUUCAAAAGCUGGCGUUGCGAUAGGUAGCGCUUAGUAAAAGGGAAAUAGUCCAGUUUUUUAACAAUGGUGUUUCAGUCCCACGCCGACAAACCGGCACAAUGUCUCAGAAACCUCUUUAUUCGAUUCUAUUUUAUUUUGAUCGUCGUGAAAACGUCCGCACCUAGGGCGCGCACCCCCAGAAUCCGUCAUUUCUUUUUUUACGUGGCUAGAGGGAUCUGGGGAAGAGACUGUCAUAAACACCAAAACCGACAAAGCCAAAGCUGUUUAUCUGGCCAAUCACAGAAAAGAAAAAUGUACAAGAAUCAACCGAAUGACUUUAGAUUUAUCGUAAUGGAGUGUGCAAUUUUACAAAGCUUGCUCUAAUUGAUCUAGAAUAUAUCUAUAUAAAAAACUUGUAUAUAACGUAUUUCUAAUUGCUACGUGUGCGCGACCUCACUCGAAAUUACUCAUGAAAGCUCUGUGACGUGUAACUAUUUUUAUAAAACGUGCUUACAUGCGAUAACACUAAAAGAAAAUAUGGCUGACGAAGGGGAAAAGGAUAUGUCAAUUGUUGAACACGAAGUGCUUGAAGUUUAUGAAGUUCAGGACGGGGCGCUGCAGGAAUGCAUGAUGUUUGUCAAAAAGCUGAGUGAGACAAGUCUGCGUGAUCUUGAGUCUGAGAGAAACAAUUUGAACGAUCUUCUGAAAGAGGCUGAAAGGGAAGUGACCAAGCUGAAACUCUCUCUUAAGACCGCCAACAGCAAUGUGGAUCAGCUUACUACAGCUAUAAAAGUAGAAAAAGAGCAGCGUCUUAAGGUUGAAGAUCGUCUUCGGAUUGUUAAAGAAAUGGAAGAUGAGUUAAAGACUGAGUUGAGACAAAGCAAAGAGUCUUCUUCUGCCUUACAGAAACUAAACCAGGAGAAAAAUGAGGCACUUGUGACGGCUGAAGAUACUGUUACUAAACUUACAGCUGAGAAGGAAUCUCUCAAAGAGGAGUUAGAAAAUCUUCAACGCUUGAGGUCACAAGAUGAGGAGGAAACUAACGUCAUACAUCAGCGUCUCCUAAAAGAACAAGAAAAAGCUUUUCGGAUUGAAGAGCAGCGUGAAGAAAUGGUAUCACAAUUAAAUAAAGAGUUGACGGAAUUAAAGAAAAAUCUGUUUUUUCAGAAAGAACAAGCCGAUGCUGAAAUAGCACAACUUAGGCAAAAACUUGAUCUUGAGCAAAAAAUGAACGAAAGCUUGAGUAAUGAGGCUGACAGCUGCGUCAAUGAUAUUAAGAGGCAGCUUGUUAAAGUUACACGAGAAAACGCAGAAAUUCAAGAAAGUAAGGAAACAGUCUUGGAGCGGCUGAAUACUGCAGAAGAGGAAAUUUCAACAUUGCGUAGAAAACUUAACGAGGAGAAGCAAAAAAGAGAGAAACUCUACCAGGACAACAAGUCAGAUCUGGAAGAGACAAAGAGUCAGUUAGAAAAAUCUACAUCAGAGAAUAAACUUUUGUUAUCUGAAAAGGAUACAGUUGAGAAAAGUCUUCGAUCUCUAGAAGAGGAAAAGAAAGAACUAUUUUGUCGCGUAGAAGGGCUACAGGAAAGCUUAGAGGCAACGCGCCGUGAGGUCGUUUCACUUCAAGAAGAGCUACAAGUCUCGAAAACUAAAAAGACAAUAAGGGACGAAGACAAUCAAGAAGCUGCUGAUUCAUGGGCAAAUAGGGUGGAGGCAGAUGAAGACUGGGAACAAAAGUACAGAGACCUUGAGGUUGAGUACGAAGCACUUCAGAAGCAGUUUACUCAGGUCAGGAAACAUCGAAACCGCGUUUUACGUGAGAAUGGUGGGCUGCGGCGCCAAAUGUCCAUGGCUGGUGCUCAGUUAGCGGUCACCAAUCAAAAGUUCCAGAGACAACUGCAGCAUUUUCGCACACAACUCAACAUGGCGGAACACUUAUAUCGUGAAAAGAUGCUUGAAUGCAAUAUUCUUGAGGUGCAACUUAAGCAUCUGUUGAAGUCCUCUACCAAAGCUCAGCAAACGUUCGAGUACACCAACACCACUGAAGAUCAAGCGAGAGAGUAUAUGACGCGAACCAUCGACUUCAAUCGCCGUCACGACUUCUCGAGGCAAGUUCAGCGAUCGCGUGAAGAUGGCACGAGAAAUACACGUAUGCAGCAUUCAUCCAAGCAGCGCGCACAGUCCAUGUCACAAGCAGAACAAGAUAGCUACUGCCCGGCGCAAUCAACUCAGACUGACUUAUCCUAG
Messenger RNA from Porites evermanni, 18807 nucleotides. The record is from the annotation of a GenBank genome assembly. Lineage: Eukaryota; Metazoa; Cnidaria; Anthozoa; Scleractinia; Poritidae.